UCCCGUUCGGGAUGUUUUGGCUGGAAUCGCGUCCGCUCCACUUAUUUCUGCCAUCUUGAGAAAAUACCGUCUGCGCCGGAUCACACAUCUAAAACCAUGAGAAGAUUGUGCGCACAAGAAGAGUAAAGCAAUGUGCUCCACGAAUCAUCCAGCCAACUGGGUUACGUUUGACGAUGAAGGGACGACCUUCUCCUCACCCCAGAAAUCCCCGUGCUCUCCUACAUCAAACUCAGGUUCGGUACCUCGGCCUAACGGGUUGAAACUUGUUCUGCCAUCCCUGGGAAGUGAAUCAUGGAACUUCAGCUCUGCCAUCGAAUCCCCUUCCAUGGAUUUCAGCCUCAAUGGGAGUUCAUGUGUGCCCAGAAACACUCCUCUGCACACUCCGGCGGGUCCGUCUCCCUUACAUUACGCUCCUCAGGAGCAGCCGGACUUCUCCAGCGGUCUGUCCAGCUUCUCUCAGAGAGACUCCAUGAAGCUGCCUGAAGGCUCUGCUUCUCUCAAUGCACCCUGUGAUGAGCCAGGCCAUUUUAACCCCUUCUGGGGGGAAGCUGAGCAUAAACGAGUGUCCUGGACCUCAUCGUCCGACUCAGACUCUGGACCCAGUUUGCCCUGUUUCUUCAUCCGUUCCAAGGAUGGCAACGAGCCGCCCCAAGACCACCUUCAGUACUCCUACUCCUACAUAUGCCAUAAACUAGAACAGCUGAGAACAGAGGAGAACCAGCAGGAAGGCGAUGAUGGGAAACUGGAAAGGGAGAAGCGACCUUCAGGCUUAGGUGCUGUGAAAGAUCAAGCGAUGAACAGAACUCCGUCCACCUUCGUCUCGCAGGGAUUGUUCCUCAGUCAGAGGAGACACGGUUGGUCCUUGAUGCUUCGGAUCCCAGAGAAGAAGAACCGCAUGUCCUCGCGCCAGUGGGGUCCCAUAUACCUGCAGCUGCUGCCCGGAGCGCUGCUGCAGCUCUUUUAUGAGAAGGGCUUGGAGAAACCCUUCAAAGAGUUCCAGCUGCAUGCCUACUGCGCUCUCUCGGGUCCGAAGCUCGAGAGUUACGGCGAGCCGCGCAAGAUCGCCACGCUGAAGGUCGAGCAUGUGUCGUACGUCGAGAGAAAGCGCUAUCACCCCAAACAUGAGGUGACCCACGAACCAGAAGUGGAGCAACUCUUGAAGUUCGGCACCACAGAAUACGGAGACUUGGAGGACUUGCUGGUGUCCAUAGAAGAAGAGCUCCUGCGGUUACCAGUGCCGCACCAGCAGCACAAACACUAUGAAGAGCAGGAGCUGUCCUUGCAGAUAUCUGACCGCGUCUGGAUGCGGCAGAGUAAGGACGGCGCUGUUCUCGAGUGCACGGCCGUUACACAAAUUCACUGUCUCGCCUUCUUGAACGGGGCGGUGGAGUGCUUCCUAGCUCUGAAUGACCUGGGGCUUCUCAGACAAGCUCCUGCGUACGCCUCUGAUGAGGACGAGGAGGUCUGGAUGGAGAUCGCAGACUAUCAUUUCCAUCGGUGUGUCAGAGAGGCAGAGUUUGUAGACAAGCGGCUGAUUAAGUUCUGUCCUCCGGCUUGUCGAGUGGAGCUGGUGCGCUACAGGACAGUGUCGCUCCACUGCGAGGAGCCCCCGCUCUCUGUUAAAGCCCUGGUGACUGUGCAGGGCGCCUGUGUCGAGCUCCAGGUCUUCCUCAACGUCUUGUCCAGGUUCCCAUCGCCUACAGAGACUGUCUGUGAAAACGUUGUGCUUCAGGUGCCGUUCCCGGGCGACUGGGUCAAAGUGCCCAACAGCAUGUCGCUGCUGCGGCAGAAGUCUCUGAAGGCUCGCAUGAACAGAAACACGUGUCUGGGCUCAGCGCAUGUGGCUGAGUCUCAGUCUGUGAUGCACGUGUCUGUCGGCACGGUCAAAUAUGAGAACGUGCAUCGAGCCGUCGUGUGGAGAAUCGAGCGGCUUCCUCCCAAGAACAUGGCUCUGGAGCAGCCUCAGUCGUUCGCGUGUAAGCUGGAGCUGGCGUCAGAUCAGGAGAUUCCCGCCGACUGGCUCCCGUUUGUCAGGGUUGAGUGUGAGGUGGCAGAUGCGGUGGCGUCCCACACACGCGUGAAAUCUGUGGGCAUCGAAAGUGACGUUCAGCCGCAGAAACACCUGAGCAGCAGGGCACACUACCACUGCCAGGUGGAGAUUGAGAAGAAGCUGAUUGAGGCUGAGUCGGUGAAGCAGUCGAGCUGCGCGGCACAGUGAUGAUGGAGGACGCGGAUCACUGUGUUCAUGUCGCUCACUACAGUGAAAUCACAGAUUCCUUUUUAUUAUUGUCAUUAUUUUUCUACCAUCAUUUCUCAUGUAGAAUUCACACUCCAGUAUGCCACACAUCUAGUACCAUUAAGUAAACAAAUGUUUAUUAACCGUGAGAAUAAUGCAACUAUAUAUAAAUGUAUUCCAGAGUAUUUUAAUAUCUUUAAUGGUCUUAUCCAAUGAGUUAUAAUAUUGCUGCACUUUACAAUUCUGACCCCAUUUUAGAUUUAUACGGGACUGUAAAAAUAUGGGAACAUGCGCAUACAUACAGAUAAUAUGCACCUCUCUGACAAAUGUUUGCAAAACAUACAUUUUACUCAUAAGCCCUGAGACUGUCAGGUGUGCACUAGGAUAGUUUGGGGCAAGCAGAGGAGAAUUUAUUUGCCCAUAAGACACUUGAUCUGAAUGUGCAUGUGACAGUCUCAGGGCUUUUGCUGCAAGUGCAACUUGAGGGCCUGUAGUGUGCGAUUGCUUAGAACGGUUAUUAACUUACGCUUAUGCAUUUACCAUUAUUUAUGUGGUUUCAUGAAGUUAUAUUGUCCUAAGAAGAGAGUGCAUAAUAAAUAAAAGCCUGUUUGUUCACUCUCAUCUCUACUGCUUCAUCAC
Sinocyclocheilus rhinocerous is the source of this 2875-nucleotide messenger RNA. It is a transcript of the gene ston1, whose product is annotated as stonin 1. The transcript has 4 exons. Lineage: Eukaryota; Metazoa; Chordata; Actinopteri; Cypriniformes; Cyprinidae. The record is from RefSeq and is a predicted model, not a curated record. Gene Ontology annotation, biological process: endocytosis; regulation of endocytosis. Bases 131 to 2218 code for a protein of 695 amino acids.